This is a messenger RNA of Penicillium brevicompactum, 1290 nucleotides long. It is a transcript of the gene rpt1, whose product is annotated as proteasome regulatory particle base subunit RPT1. Gene Ontology annotation, cellular component: proteasome regulatory particle, base subcomplex. NCBI's taxonomy places the organism in Eukaryota, Fungi, Ascomycota, Eurotiomycetes, Eurotiales, Aspergillaceae. Gene Ontology annotation, biological process: proteasome-mediated ubiquitin-dependent protein catabolic process. Gene Ontology annotation, molecular function: ATP binding; proteasome-activating activity; ATP hydrolysis activity. The record is from RefSeq and is a predicted model, not a curated record. The transcript has 5 exons. Bases 1 to 1290 code for a protein of 429 amino acids.
AUGCCUAGCGCCACGGGUCAGAACUGGGAGAAGUACCAGAAGACCUAUGCCGACGACGAGGAGCAAGAAAAGAAGAUCACACCUCUCACAGACGAUGACAUCGCAGUACUCAAGACCUAUGGCGCCGCGCCAUACGCGAACGCACUGAAGAAGCUUGAGAAGGACAUCAAGGAUAAACAGAACAGCGUCAACGAGAAGAUUGGUGUCAAGGAAUCCGACACCGGUCUUGCACCUCCACACCUUUGGGAUGUCGCCGCCGAUCGACAACGCAUGGCGGAAGAACAGCCGCUGCAAGUUGCAAGGUGCACAAAGAUCAUCCAGGAUGAGAAGGACUCGGACAAGAGCAAAUAUGUCAUCAACGUCAAGCAGAUUGCCAAGUUCGUUGUCAACCUCGGAGAGCGGGUCAGUCCCACGGAUAUUGAAGAAGGCAUGAGAGUCGGUGUCGACCGCAAUAAGUACCAAAUUAUGCUGCCCUUGCCGCCCAAGAUCGACCCCAGCGUGACGAUGAUGACAGUCGAGGAUAAGCCCGACGUUACAUACGGUGAUGUUGGUGGUUGCAAAGAACAGAUUGAAAAGCUACGAGAAGUUGUCGAGAUGCCCUUGCUAUCGCCAGAACGUUUUGUGAACCUCGGUAUCGACCCGCCCAAGGGAAAGACCCUUUGCGCUCGUGCAGUCGCAAACCGAACAGACGCCACUUUCAUCCGUGUUAUUGGUAGUGAAUUGGUGCAGAAGUACGUCGGUGAGGGUGCUCGAAUGGUCCGUGAGCUCUUCGAGAUGGCCCGCACCAAGAAGGCGUGUAUCAUUUUCUUCGACGAAAUCGAUGCCGUCGGUGGUGCCCGUUUCGAUGAUGGUGCCGGUGGUGACAACGAAGUUCAGCGAACCAUGUUGGAACUCAUCACCCAACUGGAUGGUUUCGAUUCCCGUGGUAACAUCAAGGUCAUGUUCGCUACUAACCGACCUUCCACACUUGACCCUGCUCUCAUGCGUCCCGGUCGUAUCGACCGUAAGAUCGAGUUCUCCCUACCGGACGUCGAGGGCCGUGCCAACAUUCUCCGAAUCCACGCCAAGAGCAUGUCCGUCGAGCGUGAUAUCCGUUGGGAGUUGAUCUCACGACUGUGUCCCAAUGCCACCGGUGCCGAGCUUCGUAGUGUUGCCACUGAGGCGGGUAUGUUCGCUAUCCGUGCUCGCCGCAAGGUGGCUACCGAGAAGGACUUCCUCGCAUCCGUGGAGAAGGUCAUCAAGGGUAACCUCAAGUUCAACUCGACGGCGACAUACAUGCAAUACAACUAG